GUCACGUGACGGGACGUACAGUGACGUGACGCUAGAGUGUCUGCCCCUGCCUGAGAGAAGCGUGUUAGCAGAUUUUUCUAUUUUGUACAUACAUUGUUUUGUAUAUACUGUAUAUGAUGACUUCGUUAGUCAGCGAGCGGCCCCGGGGCACUCGGGACAAAGCUCUGCCUACAGCACCACAAGCAGCACAGCCACAGAAACAGAUACAGGCCACAGCAGAACAGAUUCGACUUGCUCAGAUGAUCUAUGACAACAAUGAUGCAGACUUUGAGGACAAAGUCAAACAGCUGAUGGAGGUCACUGGGAAGAACCAGGAUGAGUGCAUGGUGGCUCUUCAUGACUGCAAUGAGGAUGUCAACAGAGCCAUCAAUUUCCUCCUGGAGGGGAGCUCAGAUACAAACUUAUGGGAGACAGUUGGGAAGAAGCGAAGCAUAGGGAAAGAGGGCUCGUCAUCAGACAAGGAAAACAAAGAGACCCGGGAAAAGAAAGGAGAGAGGGAGGCCAGCCGGGGCCGUGGGGGGACAAGCAGAAAGGGUCGCGGAGCCAGCCGCAGCCGUGAGGUACGGCUGGAGGAAAAUGGGGUGGACGUCUAUCCGGGAGAGAGGGGCGCCGACAGAGGCCGCAGGGGACGAGGAAGAGCAUCAGGGGGUCGUGGGCGAGGCAGGGCAGCUGGAGGGAGCAGGUUUUCAUCCCAGGGAAUGGGGACCUUUAACCCUGCUGAGUACACUGCAAACUCCGGCACAGGGACAGUCGGCUCUUGUCCAGAGGACAGGGACACAGGGCUGAAUGAGGCUGAGGGACAGGUGAGAGACGGCUCUUAUUUUAACUUCAUUGAAAGUUUAACGGGUUAUCUUAUGUUUCACAAACACAUUUUUUGUUUCCUGGUAGGAGCUUGGACAUUUGGACAGGAUGAUUGGGCUGCUGAUGACUGGAGUGAAGAUCUUUCUGAGACCAAAGUUUUCACUGCCUCCUCUGCACCAACUGAGAACCACAUCUCAUCUGGAGACAGCCUGGACCUGGCAGGUCUCCUACAGAAGCCCAGUGAUGCAGGGGACUCCGAGGAGCAGGUGUGCGUGGAGCCCCCCAUUCAGAGCCUCGGCCACAGCCUGGUGUUCACCAACUCCCACCACAGUCCCCACAACACCGCCACCAGCUAUGCACAUGCCACUCUGUCCACAGUUCUUGGAUCUGGCUUUGGCAACCUGGGCAGCUCCAAGCUGGCACAGUCAGCUGGGUCUCAGAUGCUGGAGCAGCUGAAGGGUCCUGGCUUGGGACAGCUGCCCACACAGCAGCCUGUCUCUGCUGGCACCAGUAGCACUAUGGGGGUAUCUGGGACAUCAGAGGUUUUAAGCUCUGUUCCCACUUCCUCCUGGGACAUCAAACCACUGGUUUCUCAGAACACCACUCCGCUGUCUUCCCAGUUCAGCAGGGAUUUCAAAACACAGCCGGAGCCUUCCCUGGUGCUGAGUCAGUUAACCCAGAGGCAGCAAAACUCCUUGUCCCAGGCCCGGCCAGGCAGCCCACCCACACUCCCUGCUACCUCUACUCCAGGGUUUGAGUCCUUUUCCAAACCCCAAGACACCUCUCCACCUCACAAUGGCCCCUCAACUGUUGGCAAACUGUUGGGCCUCUCCACUGGUGCAGCAGCCCCCCAGCCAGCCACCGCUCAGCACAGGCAGAUGAAAACACAGAAACGCAAGAUACCUCCCACUUCCAAGAUUCCCUCUUCAGCAGUAGAGAUGCCUGGGUCAGCUGAUGUGUCUGGGCUGAAUGUGCAGUUUGGGGCUCUAGAUUUUGGUCCAGAAGCCACCUUACCAGAUUUCGGCCAGGCAGAGAGUUGCACCAACAGCAUUAGUUCCACCACCAGAGAGUCAAUACCGGUACCCCAGGCUUUGAACAGCCUCUAUUCCAAACCCAACAGUGAACCUCUGGGUAGCCCGCUGUCUCUACCCCUGUCAUCAUCAGAUUCCAGCUAUGCUUCCCCCGCUGUGUCUCUGUCCAGCUUGCCCUCUGCCCUGCCCCCAGCCAUUUCUGCCACCCCAUCCUCCUCGACAUCAGGGAGCAGUUUUGAAACAAGUGCAACAACUCACUCCCACCUCACCUUCUCUCAGAGCAAGGAUCCGGCAGCACCCUCAGUCACAAAUGGUUUCAGUGAUGUUCGAACAUCGACCUCACUUGAAACCACGUCAACAGCAUCCACUACAAAGGCAGAGUGCGCAGCUCAGAAUAACAGCAGUGCUUCUGCCCGGACUUCUGCCCUUUUACCCUCCUCCACCACCCCCUCCCUGAGUUCUGAACACUCCUCUGCCAACCUGCCCCCCCUCAACAGCUCUCUGUCAAGCACCCAUGCAAGCAGCAUGCUCACCUCAGGCUCUACGCUCACAUCUAGCUCCUCCCUUGCAAGUACCAGUGUGGACAACGCAAAUUCCCAUUCCUCCUCUGCCCCAGCUCCCCUCAGCAGCAGCGGUGGUCUAGGGGCUAGCAGUGUGGUCAGUGUUACCAGCAGUCUGCACGGGACAGGGGUGACAGGUGGCUCACUAAGCCUGCCUGGGAACGGGACGGCAUCCUUGCCUGGCUGUCGUACCACUCCGCUUCUGUCCUCCUCCUCCGGUAAAGCCCCUCCAAAUCUUGCCCAGGGUGUCCCCCCUUUGCUGCCCAAUCAGUACAUCAUGGGGCCUGGUGGCCUCCUGCCAGCAUACCCGAUCUAUGGGUAUGAAGACUUACAGAUGCUGCAAUCCCGACUACCUAUGGAUUAUUAUGGAAUCACAUUCCCAGGCCCCGCAGCAACGCUCACAGGCAGAGAUGGGGGUCUCGCCAACAGCCCUUACUCAGGUGAAAUGACAAAGUUUGGCAGAGGUGACUCUGCCUCUCCAGCCCCUCCCACCAGUCUGUCUGCAGCCCCCCCUCCUCAGGCCCAACAGCCCCCCCAGGCUCAGGGCCAAGCACCCCAACAGCAGCAGCAGCAGCAAAAUCACCACGGCAGCCAACAGGCCUUCCUGAACCCAGCCUUGCCACCUGGCUAUGGCUACACAGGACUGCCAUAUUACCCCGGUGUACCCGGUGUGCCCAGCGCCUUCCAGUAUGGCCCUACAAUGUUUGUGCCACCAACAUCAGCCAAACAGCAUGGGGUGGGCCUCAGCAACCCAUCUACGCAGUUUCAGCAGCCUGCUGGUUAUGGACAACACACCUAUGGCUCAGGGUUUGAUGAUCUGACACAAGGCCCAGCUGGUGGAGAGUACAGUAAAGGGAGCUACAGCGGCUCUUCCCAAGCACAGGCCAAAUCUGCUGCUUCUGGGCCUGGGAAAGGUAUCUCUGUGACAUCCAGCAAUGCAGGAGGGCCAGAUUUGAGCGGUUCCGUUUACAAUAAAGCCCAGUCCUUUGAAAAGCAGGGUUUCCACACUGGAACACCUCCGCCCUUCAGCCUGCCCUCAGCGCUGGGGGGCACGGGGCCUUUGAACCCGGGAGCGGCCCCUGGAUACGCCCCAGCUCCCUUUCUUCACAUCCUGCCGGCACACCAGCAGCCUCACUCUCAGCUGCUGCACCAUCAUCACACGCAGGACAACCAGGGUGGCCCCAGUCAACGUAACCAGUCCAGCAGCAUGCAGCAGAAGACCCAGGCCACCAAAUCAACCUAUGGCAGCUCUCCCUACUGGGCCAACUAACUGGGGAGGUGUGAGGGGCUGCCCUCCCAGCGCCCUUGCCCUACCUCUGAAGUGUAGGACCUCGACUGGGGAACACCACCUGUGACUGGUCAGACUCAUAUCUGGUGUGAAGCUGAACAGAAGUACACUACCAACAAGCUUCCCCCAGUUCUCAAUUACUUUUUCUUUUUUCGAUUUUUUUUUUUCUUUUUUUUGGCUGUUAUACAUGUAAGAUAUUUAUGUAUUUAUAUAUAUACUGUAUAUGUAAUAGUAGAUGAAAUGUGGUUUCUGCAUUUUGUUUUUGAAGGAUGUUUUUGUUUACUUUUUCAAGUUGUAGGAAGAGGAAAAUGCAUUAUAGAAAAGAAAAAAGAAAAUUUAAGAGAGAACUUGAUAUUUUAAAUGGGAGGGGCAAAAAAAAAAUCAAACUGCAUCAUGUGACUUUAUUUUAUACUUUGAAGCAGUUUGAGUUCUCCAAAUUGUCCUUAAGUUCAAGGUGAAUCAUUUUUAGAACCAUUUUUGUAGCCUUUUUAGUUGGUUUGAGGGGGAUGACUUAGGGUUCCCACACAGCUCCAUAUUCCUCCAGAGUGGCCCAAACCAAUGUGAUACCUACCUGUCCAAGUUUCUUUCAGUUUAAAUUCAUUAUACACCAAAUAAAAGUUCUGAACAGUU
This is a messenger RNA of Scleropages formosus (Asian bonytongue), 4310 nucleotides long. It is a transcript of the gene ubap2a, whose product is annotated as ubiquitin associated protein 2a. Gene Ontology annotation, cellular component: nucleus; cytoplasm. Gene Ontology annotation, molecular function: protein binding. The record is from RefSeq and is a predicted model, not a curated record. NCBI's taxonomy places the organism in Eukaryota, Metazoa, Chordata, Actinopteri, Osteoglossiformes, Osteoglossidae.